AUUCUGCUGGCGUUGGCUGCGCUCGCCACCGCCAGGCCAAAAGCAGGUCAGCCAAACCAGAAGUGUAAGUCUGGUCCGGUGGAUCUGGUCUUCAUCAUUGACAGCUCUCGCAGUGUUCGGCCUCAUGAGUUUGAGACAAUGAGAAAGUUCAUGAUUGAUAUCCUCAACACUUUGGACAUCGGUCUCAAUUCAACCAGAGUGGGAGUGGUCCAGUACUCAAGCAAGGUCCACAAUGAGUUUUCUUUGAAGUCCCACUCCAAACUGGAAGCCAUGGUGAAGGCCAUCAAUGAGAUCAUUCCCUUGGCCCAGGGCACCAUGACCGGCCUGGCCAUCAAAUACGCCAUGAACGUAGCCUUCAGCACCGAGGAGGGAGACAGGCCCAAGGCGCCCAACGUGGCUGUGAUCGUGACGGACGGCCGUCCCCAGGACCGUGUGGCGGAGGUGGCGGCCGAGGCCAGAGAGAAGGGCAUUGAGAUCUAUGCAGUGGGCGUGGCCAGAGCUGACAUGGCAUCCCUCAGAGCCAUGGCCUCCCCGCCUUUCGAGGACCACGUCUUCUUGGUCGAGUCAUUUGAUCUGAUUCACCAGUUUGGACUGCAGUUCCAGGAUAAGCUCUGCGGUGUGGACCUGUGUCUGGAAUCGGACCACGGCUGUGAGCACAUCUGUGAGAGUUCCCCGGGCUCUUACCAGUGCCUGUGUCUGCCUGGGUACACCCUGAACGACAAUGAGAAAACGUGCACAGCCAUAAACCUGUGUGCUGAGGGGAAACAUGACUGUGAGCAAAUCUGCGUCAGCUCUCCUGGCUCCUUCACCUGCGACUGCAACAAGGGAUACACGCUAAACAAUGAUAAAAAGACCUGCACGAUGAUCGACUACUGUUCGUUCGGGAACCACAGUUGUGAUCACGAGUGUGUGAGCGUGCUCAAUGGCUACCACUGCCGCUGUAACGAGGGAUACAGGCUGCUUGAAGAUGGCAAGACCUGCCAGCCCAUAGACCUGUGUUCUGAGGGGAAGCAUGACUGUGAGCAAAUCUGUGUCAGCGCACCAGGCGUCUACACCUGCGGCUGCAACGAAGGAUACACACUCAAUGAAGAUGAGAAGACCUGCACACCCAUAGACCUAUGCGCAGAGGGGAAGCAUGACUGUGAGCAAAUCUGCGUCAGUGCGCCAGGCGUCUACACCUGCGACUGCAACAAAGGAUUCAAACUCAACAAAGACAAGAAGACCUGCACAAACAUGGACCUGUGCAACACCGUAGAGCAUGGCUGCGAGUACCAGUGUGUGAGCACCCCUGGAUCUUUCUACUGCAUCUGCCCUGAGGGACAACUGCUGCAGGAGGACGGCAAGAACUGUGGCACCUGCAAGUCAGCCAACAUUGACCUGGUGCUCCUGAUUGACGGAUCCAAGAGCGUCCGCCCUCAGAACUUCGAGCUGGUCAAAAAGUUUGUCAACCAGGUUGUGGACUCUCUAGAUGUGUCGGCCCAUGGCACCAGGGUGGGUCUGGUCCAGUACUCCAGUCGGGUCAGGACGGAGUUCCCUCUGAACAUGUACCACACUGCCGAUGAGAUCAAAGCUGCCGUCAUGAAGGUGGACUACAUGGAGAAAGGCACCAUGACAGGCCUGGCACUGAAACACAUGCUGGAAAACAGCUUCUCAGAGGCCGAGGGCGCCCGGGGGCCAAGUCGCAACAUCCCACGAAUUGGACUGGUCUUCACAGACGGGCGCUCCCAAGAUGACAUCACGGAGUGGGCCAAGAAAGCAAAAGAAGCUGGUAUCACCAUGUAUGCAGUGGGUGUUGGUAAGGCUGUGGAGGAUGAGCUUCGUGAGAUCGCCUCAGAGCCUGUGGAGAAACAUUUCUACUACACUACCGACUUCUCCGCCAUCAACACCAUUGCAGACAACCUUAAACUCAACGUCUGCCCAGAGGAGAGCCAGGGAGAGAUUGAGGUGAAGGACCCCUGUGCCUGUGAGAGCUUGGUGGAGUUCCAGCAGGCCACCAUGAGCACCCUGGAGCAGCUCACACAGAAAUUGACGGGCAUGACGGCUCGUCUGGAGGACCUGGAGAACCAGCUGCUCUCGAGGAAAUGAAGCGGUUGUAAAGAUGACCCAACACGAAGUCGUA
Messenger RNA from Lampris incognitus (smalleye Pacific opah), 2119 nucleotides. It is a transcript of the gene matn4, whose product is annotated as matrilin 4. The transcript is spliced from 16 exons. The record is from RefSeq and is a predicted model, not a curated record. The annotation marks the transcript as partial. Lineage: Eukaryota; Metazoa; Chordata; Actinopteri; Lampriformes; Lampridae. Gene Ontology annotation, molecular function: calcium ion binding.